Leptidea sinapis is the source of this 5541-nucleotide messenger RNA. It is a transcript of the gene Nup214, whose product is annotated as nuclear pore complex protein Nup214. Gene Ontology annotation, cellular component: nuclear pore. The coding region runs from base 218 to 5434 and encodes 1738 amino acids. The record is from RefSeq and is a predicted model, not a curated record. The transcript is spliced from 26 exons. Gene Ontology annotation, biological process: protein import into nucleus; RNA export from nucleus. Lineage: Eukaryota; Metazoa; Arthropoda; Insecta; Lepidoptera; Pieridae. Gene Ontology annotation, molecular function: structural constituent of nuclear pore; protein binding.
GGCUGGGCGCUGGCGCUGUACAACUUGUGAUAUUUAAUAUUAUUGUGUUGUUUUAUUUCGAAUUAGUCAAGUAAUUAUUAUAUCUUUUACUAAUAGAAAUCAAUAUAGGAAAAAAUCGGCCAUUAAUUUUGCGUAAAAAAUAUUUAUUUCAAUAAGUUAUGUUAUAAAAAUAUUAUGUACCCGCGCUGAAAAGCUGAGGUGAUAAUUUUUAUUGAAAAUGGAAGUACAAUCGGCACCAUCUUCUGUUGAUGAAACGAGUCUCCUUUACAAACUACAACGUAAACUAAAAGUGUUCAAUACAUCAAACAAUCUCACUAAUCGUGGCUACAAUCUGCUAGCAACAUCUACUAAGUUUGGGCUUGUGUUUGUCACAUCUCCACAAGGAAUAUUAUGUGUUUAUAACAUCAAAGAAGUUAUUGACUGCGAAAAUAAUCCAAAACAUAUCCCCAUAAAGCUUCCAAUAGAGCCAACACAUGUUGGUACCAACUGUGAUCAAGAAUGGCUUGCAGUAAUUGGUGGACACACUCUCAUGAUAUUUAAUAUUCCUGAUUUUCAAAAUCCUAAUGUUCGACCCUCAGCAACAAUUAGAAUAGAUGUACAACCAUCAACAUUUGUCUCAUCAAUUCAGUGGAAUCCAUGUAUAUCCGAUACAAUUGGUAUUGUUUAUUUUGAUGGCACUUUAGUUGUCAGUCAAGUUAAUACAAUGCAGACGAAAAAAAUUCAAUCUAAGGCCAGGUGCCUAUGUUGGAGUCCUAAAGGAAAGCAACUUGUAACAGGCAAUAUGGAUGGAACAAUAUGUCAAUAUAAACCAGAUCUUACACUAAUGAAAACUGUGCCAGCCCCAAAUAUUUUUGAAAAUGCUCCUCACGAAGCAAUGGCUAUUCAUUGGAUUUCAACUUAUCAAUUUGCUAUUGUGUAUAAGAAACUGAACGAUAAUAGCAGACCAGCGGUGACUAUAGUCAACACUCCAAAAGUUGGGACACCAAUAUGCGUCAAUUUUGAAGAUAUUUGUUAUAGCUUGGGCUCUAAUAGGCCAUGGUAUUAUUAUCUCAUUGGAUUCACACAAUGGAAUUUAAUAUUAACGUCUUCUUCAAACAGUAUUGAAAUUGGUACCCUUGGCUCUAAAGAUGGUGCUACUUGGACUCAGUGGUGUCAAAACGAUGAAGCCAGACCGGAACUUCCACUGACAGAUAAAAAUAUAGAAAAUUAUCCGGUGGGUAUUUGUACCAGUACAAGUGCUGCUCAUCAACUUCCAUGGGGUGAAAACGAAGUACUCCCACCAAUGCCAUUCUUAUUGGUUCUCUCACACACUGGCCUUCUGACGGUCUUCAACAUAAUUAAUAUAGACAGAAAUGCUAGCCAAGUAUGUUCGUCAAUACAGCCUCUGACAUUACCUGCAUCUUCAUUAACAAGUGCUAUCCCUGAUGUUGUAUCAUCACCGGAACCAGCCAAUCAACCAAUCAGCCACCUCCGACAGGCUCUGCAAUCAACGCAGCAAUUUACGAAACAACCACAAGCAGUCCAACAGCCACCUUCAUACCAAGCAGUAACUCCACCAGAAAUGCCACGAAGUUCACAACCAAUUAUAGUGGAAUCUUCUACGCCAAUUAGGGCUAAAACGACACCAGCACCAUCACUGUUUCAAGAAAUAAAGAUGACACCUCAAUCUAAAUCUCAGGUACCAGACAAAGUUCACGAUACAUCUCUUGUGGUCCAAUCAACAUUGAUUGCACAAGCAGAAAUGAAUGCAGCUUUGAAAUGUGAACAGGAGAAAAUUAACAAGGCGAAAGUGAACCAGGAGCUUCAAAACAUGCUUAUCAAAGAAGUAAAUGACUUUCAAAUGGAAUUGUACAAGUUUAGGAAGUUUAUUAUGGAGAAUCUAAAUGAAACACAAGAAGAGAUCAACAGCAUGCAACCCAACAUUGAGCUUCAUGGUCUAAGCCCGGAUCAGGUGAAGCAGGACAGUGAAAUGGAAGAGCUGAGAGACUUCAUCAUUCAGUUGAAGUUAGAGCUGGUUCGCACUUGCGCAGCAGUCGCAGAGGCUAGGACGCAGGCUGAAGUGCAAGAAGAACAUGAGUGGACACAAGCUGAUCCUCUUACAACUAAACGCUUUAACUCAAUCAAACAACUUGCCUUCUAUGUUGAAAAUCAACUGGAACAAGCACAGAAAGCUAUUGAUUAUAAGUGGGCGGAGUUGUUAAAAUACCAAGACAAGAGAUCGGGUCAUCGCAUGAUCCAUCCAAUCCUAGAUGAUGUAUAUCAGCCGCUGGUAAAACAACAGAAUAUCCUUACGCGACAUCAAGCAGUUUUGAAAACAUUGAGGAACACUUUGAAGGAGUGCAGCACAAUGCCAUUCAUAAAAACCGCCUCGUUGUUUAGAUGCACACCUUUUAAAAACACAGAUCCACUAUCGAAAUUAACAAAAAAUAUUCUAAACAUGAGUAUCGAGGCACAGGACACCAAAAAGAAAGGAGUGCUUUCAACGCAUAAAUUAGACGCACUGCGCGACUUUCUGUCCAACCACAAGCCAAAAAAAAUUAAACCAGUGAAUAUAGAAUUACAUAAGCACUUGGCUCAGAGAGAGAUGCAACAAAAAUAUGAGAAAAGUAUACAAGAUCAACGAGAACAAGACAAGCAGAGACAGUCGAUGCAAAAGGAAAUAAAAAAUGAGAUAAAUACGGGACUAAAAACAGAAAUUAAGCAAGAGAAAUUAGACAUUGUAAAACAACAUCCUGUAACCGUUCCAGCGACUAAUAUCAAGCCGGCAGUAGCAAAUGUUGUCAGAACUCUGAAUUUUACUGAGGUUCCAGAGCCGAUAAAAGAACCUGCUGAAAAUAUUUUUGUUGCAAAACCGCAAUUCAAACCUCAAGCUCAGCUGCCUGUAACAAAAAAUGAUUCUAAACCAGCAGCCAUAUCUGAUUCUGGAAACACAAAAGUGGCUACAAAUGAUAACAAAAAUUCUGAAAAUGUCUUUGAUAACCGAAAAAUAUGCUCUCCCUUCGCUUUCAGCUGUCCCAAUGCGCCAACAUCAAUUACCCAGACAAACAUUUUCACCUCAAAACCCAUCGCGGAUAUGACAAAUAUGUUCAGCAAAUUUACACAACAGCUGGCACCAGAAGUGAAAACAGAUUCAAAGGUUAUACCGAGAUCUGAUGAAACCGGUGAGGCUGUGCCAACCACAGAGCCGUCGGUUAUCGUAACGAAACCUGAAACACCUAAAGCUGCAAAUAUUAAACCCAUACAAAAUAUAUUAAGUUUAAAAUCAUCGUCACCUUUAAGCGAUAUUCAAAAUGUUCCCGAUGUCUUAAAGAGCAAUAAAAAUGUUAUUUUUGGGAAAUCAGCCUCUAAAGAAAAUCAAAAAGAGUUGCAUUCAUUAAAGGCGGGUGGAGAUAAGAAAGAAACUAGUAAACCUUUUACUAUUCAAUCUAUGACAAACUUACCUCCUUCAUCCUCUGCUCAUCCGGUGUUUGUAGUUGACCUAAAGAAACCAAAUGAAAUUAAAAUAGAAAAAUCAUUGCCAUCUACUUUCUUUACCCAAACCACAACACCACCAGUUUCUACUGGAGUUCCUUCAUCACAAUCGACAGCAACUUCAGUAGCAAAAAGUACAACGUCGACUACAGAUACGUUCAAAGUACCAGUGUCAUCUACUAUUACGUCAAGAACACCAGAGGCAACGAAAACAGGGCCAGAAAAAUUACCGCAGAUUUCCAAAGCUGAAAGCGUGGCAUCAAAUAAUGAUACAACUUCACCAAUAGUUGAGACUUCUGCUACAGUAAAAAUUAGUUUGAAGCCACAACCAGAUUCAAGUAGUGCGAGAAGUGCAUUUACAGAUAUUUCAAUAAAAACAGAAAAAGCCUCGCAAAAAACUGUUGAAACUGGAAUCACUACAACCGCAACCACCCAAGAAGAAGUAGUAAAAGAUACUUCAACCGUAGCAACUUCUAUGUUAGCCUCAACAACCUCCAAUACGAAUCAGCCUUCUAGUAUAUCUCCAUCUCCACCAAUCAUUGCAUCUGAACCUCCAACUCCAGCAAAUGGGAAUAGUACUAGCCCCACGUCGGCCCAAAGUGUAUUUAGUGCUGCAAAUAAGGUGGUGUUUGGUAUACCAGCUUUGCCAGAUGUUUCUCAAGCGCCGAGUGUAAGUUCAACGACACCAAGUUUUGGAUCAAAUACAUCAACUUUUGGCACAACAUCGGCACCAGCGACAGAUUGUAGUGGCACAACUCAAGCUUCAACAUUAAGUACAAGCCAAUCCAGUCCAUUUGGCACGGCUACCCAGCAAACUUCAAUAUUUGGUACUCCAAAUACGACGUCUCAGACUAUAUUUGGAUCAUCUCCUUCAACCACACCUGCAGCUGUCUUCGCGUCAGCUAAUACAACCCAAGGUUCCAUUUUUGGGUCCCCUGCGCAAACUUCAGUUUUUGGUCAAGCCACUACAACACAAUCAUCCAUUUUUGGUGCAGCACCACAACAAACGUCUAUUUUUGGAUUAAAUGCAAAUGGAACGUCAGUUUUUGGAACAACGACCAGUCAAGCCUCAGCAUUUGGGACUCCAGCAACACAAGCUUCCGUGUUUGGGUCAUCAACGCCACCAACACAAGGUUUUGGAUCUUCACAACCUUCGGUUUUCGGUUCUUCAACACAGAGUUCACUUUUUGGGACAUCAACUACAACUACUCAGAGUGGGUCCCUAUUUGGCGAUGGUGGCGCAAAUUUGUUUGCUUCUGCUAGUAUAUCGACAACAACAGCUUCUCCUCAGAGUGGGGGCAGUAUUUUUGGCAGUCCUGGAUCAGCAUUCGGUAGUACGAAUGUAUUUGGAGGAAAGGCAUCGUUCAAUGGGUCAAAUUCAACUGCCACAAAUAUAUUUGGCGGUGGAUCAUCAACUUUUGCCCAGAAACCGGCGCAAGACUUCUGGGGUAGCGGUAAUACUACAAGUGGAUUUGGAUCUGGUUUUGGCCAACAAUCAAGCCAGCCCUCAGUGUUCGGCAGUCCAGGAGGGAGCUUCAGCCAGCCAUCAACUGCACAACCCUUCAGUAAUCCACAAAGUGAAUCAGCUUUCGGUUCACCGCAGCCUUCUUCUCCUGCAUUUGGUGGAUCACCCGCGUUUGGAAGUAAACCAUCGUUCGGAUCGCCACCUAGCUUUGGAGGUUCAGGUUUCGGUGGCACAAGCGCUAAUCCUGGAUUCGGUUCCUCCGCCACGUUCGGUAGUGGCGCGACUUUCGGUGGGACCGCUUUCGGUAAUACAUCACCAAAAGCUUUCGGUGGAUCUUCCCCAAGUUUUAGUCCUCCAACACAGUCAAAUGCAACAUUUGAGAACCUGGCAACACAGAAUACGCUGACGUUCGGAAACCUCGCGCAACAGACGGGCCCGAGCAGUCCGCCCGCUCCUAGCUUCAACGCGUCACCAUCAUUCACCGCUUGGCGUGGCUGAUACAAGAAACGAAUUACGGGGUUAUUAUGAUAUUGAUGUAACUGUUGAUAAAAUAUUUUUAUAUGGCUUAGUAAUCGAAGAAUAUUAAUAAAUUAAAUGACAGUUUU